Molecule: messenger RNA, 4912 nt
Organism: Perca fluviatilis (European perch)
Lineage: Eukaryota; Metazoa; Chordata; Actinopteri; Perciformes; Percidae
Gene: nacc1b
Product: nucleus accumbens associated 1, BEN and BTB (POZ) domain containing b
Exons: 8
Coding region: 1154-2953 (599 amino acids)
Biological process (GO): regulation of transcription by RNA polymerase II
Molecular function (GO): RNA polymerase II cis-regulatory region sequence-specific DNA binding; protein binding; DNA-binding transcription factor activity, RNA polymerase II-specific
Source: RefSeq, a predicted model, not a curated record
UGUUAGGGGAAAGGGGUGGUAAAGUUGUGCUAGCUAUAUGGGGGAUGGGCUCAUGGGGACAGACCAAACUUUAACCACUUCACCGGCUUCACUCAUUCGUCGCCGCGGGCUGUCCCCCCCCCCCCUUUCCCUUGGUGAGUGACUUGAGUCCUCCGCUCUUCUUUCUCCCGCAUUCCUGAACUUUCUCUAAAACUAUUGCUACUUGUUUGGGGAGGGGAAUGCAUAUUUUCUUCUCAACGUGCUUAAUUGAAAAGCAGUCGUUGAUUAGUCCAAUAUCACGAUGUCCUCCUGUCGGUAAACGGGUUAAGAUUUUACAGCCAACCCUCUACUUUCCUUCCCUCCCCUCUCCUCUCUCGCCAUGCCGGAUCCUUUCGUCUGUCUCGCCCACAGUUGCAGUGCAUUUGUGUCCCGGGAUGACCUGUUGAUGUCGGCUAUAAAGAUGGAGUACCAGUAUCGCCUACCGCUAUAGAUCCCACUCUCCUCUUCGACAGAAAAAAAAAAAAACCUUAACAAAAAUGUUCACGUCGGAGUUCGGCCAAGUGAACGAAGCCUGUGUGGCGUAUUGAGUCAAAUCUUGGUGGAGAUUUAAUAAAUAAUUUAUUCGCUGUGAUAUAUCAUAAGCGACAUUUUGGAGGGGAACAACGCGUGUCUGUCCCGUACCGUAUCGGUAGCUGCCAUUCGGCCGGAGGAGGAGGGAACUCGGUCUAAACGGACAUCACACCGCGCUGGCACGGAAAGAGGGGAGACGGGGAGAGCGCUAAACUGCUGAAUAUUUUAUCCCCUCGACUAUUUUUGUGACAGCUUUCGUGCACCCGGUUGCUCUGACGAUAAACGUGUGCGUGUUGGGAGAGAGUUGAAACCGGGGUUGGCAUACAAGGUAAAGAAGAAGAGCUCCCUUUUUUUGUCCCUUUUCCGCUGCCGCCCCCUCACUCCCUCCACUAAACGCUCCCACACACCGGCCCGGGCCAGCCGAGGACUCCCAAAUCCUACCGGGCAUCGAGGCUGGCACACGGCGGGGCACCGAGAGCUCUCUGCCCGCUCUGACUGCCCUGCUGCCCCGCUGGUGGCGGGGCUCUUUUCCUCCCCGAGGCGUCUACCGGCGAGACAUCGGCUCUGCUAGUCUUUCAUACCCUGUGGUGCUGGGCAGAGCGUUAUGGCUCAGACGCUGCAGAUGGCGAUCCCUAACUUUGGCAACAACAUCCUGGAGUGUCUGAACGAACAGCGGCUGCAAGGCCUCUACUGUGAUGUCUCCGUGGUCGUCAAGGGACACGCCUUCAAGGCCCACCGCGCGGUCCUGGCGGCCAGCAGCUCGUACUUCCGGGAUCUCUUCAACGCCGGGGGGAAGAGCUCGGUGGUGGAGCUGCCCCCGGCGGUGCAGCCGCAGAGCUUCCAGCAGAUCCUGGCCUUCUGCUACACAGGACGCCUCAGCAUGAACGUUGGAGACCAGUUCCUGCUCAUGUACACCGCUGGCUUCCUCCAGAUCCAACAGAUCAUGGAGAAAGGCACCGAGUUUUUCCUCAAGGUCUCCUCUCCGAGCUGUGACUCCCAGGGUCUCCACACCGAGGAGACCCCACCCUCCGAGCCUCAGAGCCCCGUCACUCAAACAAUGGGGGGUGGCGGAGUCGGCGUGGUCGCCCCGGCCGCGGGGAGGCCCGCCUCUUGUCUGACGCCCCUCCCCCUGGUGUCCAAGGUGAAGACAGAACAGAUGGCCUCCACACCUCAGCCCACCCCACAGCCGCAGCAGGAGGGCUCUCCCUACUCGGUGGUCUGCACCCCCGUGGCCAAGCGGCUGUGGGAGGGGGGCAACCGUGACAGCGGAGGGGGGUCUGGAGGGGGCGGGGGAGGUGGGAUGAGGAAGGCCGCACGCUACUCUUCCUCCUCCUCUUCGUCCUCCUCCUCCAACACUGCUACCCAGGAUGCCUCUGGGCGGGGACCUGCAGCCAACGCUGCGAUGAUGGGUGGUGGCGGUGGCGGCGGCGGCAUUGCCACUUCCAUGGGAGGAGCCGGACUCAACAGCAACCACAACAACAACAACAACAACAACGGCGGGACCCCCGAAGGCACAAGCCCGGGCACACUGAGCAUGUACACCAGCGACUCGCCGAUCAGUUACCACGACGACGAGGAAGAGGACGACGUAGCGGAUGAGAGCGCUGAAGAGCAGUACAGACAGAUCUGCAACAUGUACACCAUGUACAGCAUGCUGAACGCCGGAGCAGCAGUGGUCGGGGAGCGGGUGGAGGCCCUUCCCGACUUGGCCCCCGACUCAGGCGGCGGGCGCGGGGGCCGAGGCGCGCGGUCCCGGCAGGACCUGGCGUCGCUGCCCGCCGAGCUCAUCAGCCAGAUCGGGAACCGCUGCCACCCGAAGAUGUACGAGGAGGGCGACCCGGCCGAGAAGCUGGAGCUGGUGAGCGGGACCUCCGUGUUCAUCUCCCGCGCCCAGCUCAUGAACUGCCACGUCAGCGCCGGCACCCGCCACAAAGUGCUGCUCAGACGCCUGCUGGCCGCAUUCUUCGACAGGAGCACUCUUGCUAACAGCUGUGGAACUGGCAUCCGCUCUUCAACCAACGAUCCGAGUCGUAAACCCCUGGACAACAGAGUGCUGCACGCUGUCAAAUUCUACUGCCAGAACUUUGCGCCGAGCUUCAAGGAGAGCGAGAUGAACGCCAUCGCGGCCGACAUGUGCACCAACGCCCGCCGCGUCGUCCGCAAGAGCUGGAUCCCCAAGCUCAAACUGCUGAUGGCUGACAGCGACGCCUACUCCGCCUUCCUGGCCGACAGUGUAAAGAUGGAGGCCGACGCGCUGGGGGCAGAGCAAGGCUUUGACCCCGCCUCCCUGGAAGCGGUGGCGGCGGCGGCGGCGGCAGCCGCCAACCAUAAUGAAGCGGGAGGCGGAGCCACGCAAGCAGACGCCCUCCAUGGGGCGGGAGGAGACGGCAGCACUUUGUUUUGAGUGAGUUGAACGGACAGAUAGAUGAGUGGACAGAUUGAUGGGAGGGAGGGAUGGCAUUUCUCUGGGGGGCGAUGAGUAGAGAACGGUGGCCAACUGUGGUCCUGAUGACGGUUGUCACUCCUCCCCUAGCUGCCAUGCGUUUUGGGGAUCUAUUUUUUUUCUUUUACACCUCUAUCGGUCAGUUUGUUCUGCUCUCCCUCCUUUUCGUUUGUCCACAUUUCUGUCUCUCUCGACAGCCCAGAAUGCCUCACCUUGGGUUGUUCCCUCCUUCCUUUUUCUGUUGGAGAGAGGUGGAAAGAUGGAAAGAAAGGUAGCAGAGAGAAGAGGUCCCACCCCCACCCCUCUUCAUUCCUCUGCAACCUUUCAAUACCUGAUUGUUUCAGCCUUUGUUUUUAUUUUUUUAUGCUUUUAAAAGUGUGUACUGUCACUAAGGCCCUUUUCUUACCAUAGUCAAUCAUAGACAUUCCCUGGGGGGGGGGGAGGGGUAAUCCUGUUUGGAGAAAGUGAUAUUUCCUUCCCCAAACUCCGGUAACACUGUUGUUUUGAUAUUGAAUGUAUGCGUGGCAAAGCAUCCGAACGCGUUGUGAGUCAGCGGAGGUUGAGCCCUCUUUGUAUUUCUUUGUUUUGCCUUAUUUCGUCUGCAAGGCCAGAUGAAAGCUCCUCUGAGAGGGCGGGAUUGAUGAGGUCAGGGGUUGAUAUGAAUAUUGAUAUGUAUAUUGCCAUGGUUUAUGAUGUCCCCGACCUGCUCUUUAAACCUCUGCCGGGCAUGCUGGGAAAACUGACCCACUACGUCUUUAGAGAGCUGCUGGUGAGUUCUGACGGACCAUGUUGUGGCAGAAGGGGAAAAAAAACAAAAAACGAAUAUUUGCCUGACAAAAAAAAAAACUUUCCCCCUUCAACCCCCAACACUUUCUGACCCUAAAACGUAAAAAAAAGAAAAAUGACUGACAGUUUAACUUUUUUUGUGUUUAAAUUCUCAAUCCUUUUUUUGUUUGUUUUUUUUGUGUAAUUUUUGCCAAGCCUCCUGAGGGAAAGGAAACUUGUUACUGAUGAUUGUCAAAGAGUUUGCGCGUGAUAAAUGCACUGUGUUAUUUCCUGCGGUAUGAGUACAAUCAAACAAAGUUUUUGUACGUAUCAGAAAAAGAAGAGGGGUGGUUUUAUUUAAAAAAAAAAAAAAAAUGCAUAAAAGAAAAAAUGCAAGCUGAAAUCCAAUUUAUAUCUCUGGUUAUCAUCCAAUUUUUUAUUUUUUUUAAGUCCUAAGGAAAGUCAAAAAAGGAAAAAAGCAAGGUGUGUGUGUGUGUGUGUGUGUGUGUGUGUGUGUGUGUGUGUGUGUGUGUGUGUGUGUGUGUGUGUGUGUGUGUGUGAGGAUACAGCAGCUAUAUUCUUUUGUUUUCAUCUCCUGUUUAAAUAGUUCUCCCUUAGAAUAUCCCCAGCCAUGCCAGUUAGCAGAACACGUUCUUUCUCAGGCUCUGCUGCCUGGAUGCGUGCUCGCCUGGCACGGACAAAGGUGCUAAUUCAGGCGUUGGUACAACAUCGCUAGGAAUACAGUUCUGUGUGUGUGUAGGUGUGUGUUUGAAUGGCCGCGCCGUUUUUGUGUGCGCGCUGCAGCAGAGAGAGAGCGCGGCAAGGCCAGACGGUGUGUUUUCACACAUGCUCGGUCGAUUCAUUCACCCAUCACUGCGGUGAGCACACACACACACGCUAAUACGCAUUUCGCCGCCGUCAGCCGCAUCAGCUACGGUACGCCAGAGCAGCAUGGGGAAUUAAAGGGGUAUUACACCGAAGCGGAGCUGAUCUUCGUUACACGUAAGCGCUCCCCUUGUAUUUUGUGCUUAAUGAGGCUCCAUUAGAUCUGAUGGAAAAGGUAAACUGUCACUGCGCUGGCUGAGAGUUGUGUUUGUUGGUUUGACAGUUCAUUUCCAGGCUUCAUGUGAGGUAUUUAGAAUUCAAAAAAAAAAA